AUGGUGGUGGGUGGGUACGAGGGCGAGGGUGUUUGUAUGUUAGAGGUAGAGCGCAUUUACAAACUCGACUACUCAAUCAUUGAAGUGUUCCUCGUUGUUGCGCAAAUUACGUGGUGUAUCAAUGCGUCCUUGUGGCACGCUAGUGAGACUGCUGCCUUCGAUCUUGCUACUGCCUAUAUCUUUCUCUCUUGUGAUAGAGGUAGUAGAGGUGGUGGUAGAGGUGGUGGUGGAGGUGAUAGAGGUGGUGGUAGAGGUGGUGGUGGAGGUGAUAGAGGUGGUGGAAGAGGUGGUGUUUUGUACCGUAGUGAGGGGAGAAGGCCUUCCUGCCGUCAUGUCUCCAAGACGACGAUCGGACUAGCUAGCACCUAUCGGCAAACGCGCUGCGAAAUCAAGGACAUCUUCCUCACUCAGUACGUCUUUGAUUUCGACUUUUUGAUAUCUCACCUUCUCCACAACAUUCGAGAGCGACACGUAGACUGGACCAAAUAG
Molecule: messenger RNA, 489 nt
Organism: Plenodomus lingam JN3
Lineage: Eukaryota; Fungi; Ascomycota; Dothideomycetes; Pleosporales; Leptosphaeriaceae
Source: RefSeq, a predicted model, not a curated record